This is a messenger RNA of Rotaria sp. Silwood1, 498 nucleotides long. NCBI's taxonomy places the organism in Eukaryota, Metazoa, Rotifera, Eurotatoria, Philodinida, Philodinidae. The record is from the annotation of a GenBank genome assembly.
AUGUUAAGUUAUACUAUCAUAUAUGAUUGUAUUGAAUUUUUACUUUGUGAUAAAACUAAUGAAGCAAGUCUUGAAUGUUUAUGUAAUCUUUUACAUACUAUUGGUGACAAACUUGAUAAUAAAGUUAAGAAAAAAAACACAAAUAGAUCCAAAUUGGAAAAAUAUUAUUUUGAUUUAAAUACUAUUAUAAAAGAACAAAGAAUAUCCGCACGUAUUCGUUUUAUGAUUCAAGAUCUUCUAGAAUUAAGACAAGAAUCAAGUAGAAAACAAGAAAAUACAAUAGACACUUACCCUCAUGCUAAUACUCUAACACAAAUACAAUCUAACGACGAAUCAAAUCAAGCACCAUUUUCCUUGAAUUUAACAGCAUCACUUUGUGUACGAACAAAAGAAUUAGAUAUUGAGAAGAAGCUUGUAUAUGCUCGUUCAUUAACUGAACAGCAAGAAAAUUCAAUAAAAAAUUUCAUUCAUCAUUCUACUCUAAAAACCCUUGAAUGA